AUGAUGGAUGGAAUACCGCAAGACAUGACUGAAGAUGACGUUUCAUCAGAGCUUCGAGAUGCGUAUCAUAUUGGCGGGCUUGAAGACAUUCGGGUGAUUCGGGAUAGACAAACAAAGGUAUCUCGAGGGCUGGGCUUCCUUCGGUUCGCAUCUAUUGAAGAAUCACGCGACUUCCUUGAAUGGAACUACCCAUACAUUUACUUCUAUGGCCCAACUGCCGGCAACGACGAUCGAGCCACCAAAGUCCGCAUCGCAUACAGCCGUGAGCGAGAGGACCGAGCUCGGGCAAAAGCAGAGGGUGACUGGACCUGUCGCAUGUGUGCGGUUGUCAAUUUUGCGACUCGUCCCAAGUGUUUCCGCUGCAACGCUCCCCGGCCAGAAAUGGCAAUGGCUCCUGUCGGUCCCCCUGGUGUUCCGAUCCCGAAGAUGGUCAACAACGGUGACAAUGAUGCGGCGCCUGAGAACCAGCCAUCUCAAUUCCUACUUUUCCGAGGACUGGACUCUUCUGUGACAGAGGAGCUGUUCGCGAGGGGUGCUGCCAAGCUCUACCGACCUACUUCGAGCAAUAACGACAAUACAUCAAACAAUUCAAAGAAGGGUGGAAAAGUGGCAUCAACAACUGGCGAUUCGAAUUUGGGAGCUCGAGAGGGCUCCAUUCGCCGCGUCUUGCUUGUCCGAGACCGAAAGACCAAUGAGAGCUGGCACUACGGGUUUGCCGAGUUCGCUAACGUGAUGGACGCCCAGGCUGCCAUUCAGCGACUGAACUCCUUUGUCAAGUUCACCAUCUCCUCCAAGCCUGUCAUGGUCAGCUACAUCCACGCAGGCGUGUUUGUACCGGUCAUGAACCCCAACUCACACACUGAGCGCUUCACUUUCAGCCCAUUGAAUAACCCUGCUGUGAAGCUCAUGUAUUGGGACGACGAAGGGUAUGUGACCGAACUCACGGUGUCUUCGGGCGACGAUGAUGUCCAGAAGGACCAACAGGAAGGCCAAGCCAAGGGCUCCAAAGAUACAGAGAAAGCCAAGAAGAGAAAGGCCGAAGCCGCUCCUACUGCGGCUGCAAAGAAGACGGCCGUGCCUGCUCAUCUGCAGUUCUGGAGUAACCGGCAUGCAGAACUUCAUGGAAUUCCUAAGGAUAGCGAUGGCAAUCCUAUGGACGCCCAACAGGGCGACUCGGCUCUCGAUCCAAACGCCCCGCCUACCCAGUCUUAUGCAGAUGUCAACCGUAACUGCUGCUAUCUGUGUAUGCGCCUGUUCAAGAGUACCGCCAAUGUCCACCGGCACGAGCGACUCAGCGAGCUUCACCGAGAUAACUUGCAGAACGAGGAGGCACGAAACCGUGGCAUGGCCAAAUUGAUCAAGCACGGAAUAGUCCCGCCAACGGCUGAAUAUCGGGAUCGGGCUCGAGAGCGACGACGAGCAUUCGGGCCAAGCAAAACCGCUGCCCCGCCGAAAGCAGCACCGCCGAAGAAAGAAGAAGAGGCGCCCGUCCAAAGCACAUCCAAGGGUGCUUCGUUGCUCAGCAAGAUGGGUUGGUCGGAGGGUUCCGGCUUGGGUGCUCAAGGUACAGGUGUUACGGCUCCCAUUGCUACCGAGGUCUAUGCCCAAGGUGUUGGGCUAGGCGCGCAGGGGAGCAAGAUUGGCGAUGCAGUUGAAGAGGCGGGCCGCAACACACGUGGUCGGUACGAGGAGUUCCUGGAGAAGACCAAGGCGAACGCUCGCCAGCGGUACGACAGGCUGAGCUAG
Messenger RNA from Penicillium cinerascens, 1746 nucleotides. Its product is annotated as putative G-patch domain protein. NCBI's taxonomy places the organism in Eukaryota, Fungi, Ascomycota, Eurotiomycetes, Eurotiales, Aspergillaceae. The record is from RefSeq and is a predicted model, not a curated record. Gene Ontology annotation, biological process: mRNA splicing, via spliceosome. Gene Ontology annotation, cellular component: nucleus. Bases 1 to 1746 code for a protein of 581 amino acids. Gene Ontology annotation, molecular function: RNA binding. The transcript is spliced from 3 exons.